Messenger RNA from Protopterus annectens (West African lungfish), 4386 nucleotides. It is a transcript of the gene DHX8, whose product is annotated as DEAH-box helicase 8. Gene Ontology annotation, molecular function: RNA binding; RNA helicase activity; ATP binding. NCBI's taxonomy places the organism in Eukaryota, Metazoa, Chordata, Ceratodontiformes, Protopteridae. The transcript has 23 exons. Gene Ontology annotation, cellular component: intracellular anatomical structure; catalytic step 2 spliceosome. The coding region runs from base 220 to 3789 and encodes 1189 amino acids. Gene Ontology annotation, biological process: spliceosomal complex disassembly; mRNA splicing, via spliceosome. The record is from RefSeq and is a predicted model, not a curated record.
AUUUCCGGUGUAGCUGCUGUUUCCGCGUUUGGCAGAUCGAGGGACUGUGGUGCAAAUAAACAAAUCAGUGGAGUGUGGGAUGGUAACUAUCAGUUGUUUGGUCAGUGAUGGCUGUUCGUCCUAUUAUCUGUGAAGCUAAACAACAAAUCUAAAUACAUUAAACAUUGGAGCAACAGAAUAUAUAACACACUUUAAGCAACUUACAACUUGUCUGGAGAAAUGGCGAUCUCUGAAUUUGAUGAGUUGAGAACGCUGGAAUAUCUUUCUUUGGUUUCCAAGGUCUGUACAGAACUGGACAACCAUCUGGGGAUUAACGAUAAAGAUUUAGCUGAGUUUGUGAUCCAUCUUGCUGAGAAGAAUACUACAGCAGAUACCUUUAAGGCUGCACUUGACCAAAGUGGGGCAGAAUUUACAUAUUCCCUUGUUGGAAACUUGUUGCGUCUUAUACAGACUAUGCGACCUCCACCCAAGCCUCCUGCAAACAAAGAGCCAGUUGUUAAGACCAAAAAUGAAAAAGAAAAGCUGAGGGAGCUGUUCCCUGGUCUAUGCAGACCAGAUAAUCCUAAUGUUAGAACCAUGUUAGAUGAAGAUGAUGUGAAAGUAGCUGCAGAUGCUUUAAAGGAGCUUGAAGCUUUGAUGCCCAGUGCAAAUACAGAAGACAAGAGCAAGAGCAGGAAACAUCGUUCUGAUAAUGGAGAAAAGAAAAGAAAGCGCAGUCGCAGCCGAAGUAGGGACCGAAAACGCAAGCACAGAUCCCGAUCUAGAUCACGUGAUAGAAACAAAGGCAAGUCCAAACGUCGUUCCAGAAGCAGGAGUCCUAGUCCUAGCAAGGAUCACAGAGAUCGAUAUGGAUCAAAGUUAAAUGACAGAUGGAAAGAUAAGCAUGUAGAGCGACCUCCACCUGAAGAACCAUCCAUUGGUGACAUUUAUAAUGGCAAAGUCACCAGCAUUAUGCAGUUUGGGUGCUUUGUGCAAUUGGAAGGACUAAGGAAACGAUGGGAAGGAUUAGUGCACAUCUCUGAACUCCGUAGGGAAGGACGUGUUGCCAAUGUUGCUGAUGUUGUCAGUAAGGGUCAGAGAGUAAAGGUCAAAGUGCUGUCUUUCACUGGCUCCAAAACCAGCUUAAGUAUGAAGGAUGUUGAUCAGGAAACAGGGGAGGAUUUAAAUCCCAACAGGCGUAGGAAUGUUAUAGGAGACAGUAGUGAGGAAACUACUAUGAGGAACCCAGACAGACCCACCCACUUGUCACUUGUUAAUGCCCCGGAAGUAGAAGAUGAUACUAUGGAACGCAAGCGACUCACGAGAAUUUCAGACCCAGAGAAAUGGGAGAUUAAACAGAUGAUUGCUGCCAAUGUCCUUUCUAAGGAAGAAUUUCCUGACUUUGAUGAAGAAACUGGAAUUCUUCCAAAGAUUGAUGAUGAAGAAGAUGAAGAUCUUGAAAUUGAACUUGUAGAAGAGGAGCCACCAUUCCUGAGAGGGCACACCAAGCAGAGUAUGGACAUGAGUCCUGUCAAAAUAGUAAAGAACCCUGAUGGGUCCUUAUCACAGGCAGCCAUGAUGCAGAGUGCUCUGGCAAAAGAGAGACGUGAGUUGAAACAGGCCCAACGGGAGGCUGAGAUGGACUCUAUUCCUAUGGGACUCAACAAGCAUUGGGUUGAUCCUUUACCUGAUGUUGAUGGGAGGCAGAUUGCUGCUAACAUGAGAGGAAUUGGGAUGAUGCCAACUGAUAUCCCUGAAUGGAAGAAACAUGCUUUUGGAGGGAAGAAGGCUUCUUAUGGUAAGAAGACACAGAUGUCUAUCCUUGAACAGCGAGAGAGUCUUCCUAUCUACAAGCUUAAAGAGCAGCUAAUUCAGGCUGUUCACGACAACCAGAUUCUGAUUGUGAUUGGAGAAACAGGGUCUGGUAAAACCACGCAGAUUACACAGUACCUAGCAGAAGCAGGGUACACUGCUAGGGGGAAGAUUGGAUGCACCCAGCCCAGACGUGUGGCUGCUAUGUCAGUUGCAAAGAGAGUGUCUGAAGAAUAUGGAUGUUGUUUGGGUCAAGAGGUUGGUUACACUAUUCGAUUUGAGGACUGUACUAGCCCAGAAACUGUUAUCAAAUACAUGACAGACGGUAUGUUAUUACGAGAAUGCCUCAUCGAUCCUGACCUUACACAGUAUGCUAUUAUAAUGCUGGACGAAGCCCAUGAGAGGACAAUUCACACUGAUGUGCUGUUUGGGUUGCUAAAAAAGACUGUACAGAAGCGACCGGACAUGAAGUUGAUUGUAACUUCAGCUACUCUGGAUGCAGUGAAAUUCUCACAGUAUUUCUACGAGGCACCCAUUUUCACCAUCCCAGGUAGAACCUACCCUGUGGAGAUCCUGUACACCAAGGAACCCGAGACAGAUUACUUGGAUGCCAGUCUUAUAACAGUUAUGCAGAUCCACUUAACUGAGCCACCAGGUGACAUUCUAGUCUUCUUGACUGGUCAGGAAGAGAUUGAUACAGCCUGUGAGAUCUUGUAUGAAAGAAUGAAGUCACUUGGACCAGAUGUUCCUGAAUUAAUCAUCCUUCCUGUCUAUUCUGCUCUGCCAAGUGAAAUGCAAACAAGGAUCUUUGACCCAGCCCCUCCAGGUAGUAGGAAGGUUGUUAUCGCUACUAAUAUUGCAGAGACCUCACUGACUAUUGACGGCAUUUAUUAUGUAGUGGAUCCAGGUUUUGUGAAACAGAAAGUGUACAAUUCCAAAACAGGAAUUGACCAGCUUGUGGUUACACCAAUUUCUCAGGCUCAAGCAAAGCAGAGAGCAGGUAGAGCUGGAAGAACAGGACCCGGAAAAUGUUAUCGCCUUUACACUGAACGUGCCUAUAGAGAUGAAAUGUUGACAACAAAUGUGCCUGAAAUCCAGAGAACCAACUUGGCCAGUACUGUGUUGUCUCUCAAGGCUAUGGGAAUCAAUGAUCUUUUGUCCUUUGACUUCAUGGAUGCCCCUCCUAUGGAGACCCUUAUUACAGCGAUGGAGCAGCUCUAUACCCUGGGAGCAUUAGACGAUGAGGGGCUACUGACUCGGUUAGGACGUAGGAUGGCUGAAUUCCCCCUGGAGCCCAUGCUUUGUAAGAUGUUGAUCAUGUCUGUACAUUUGGGCUGCAGUGAAGAAAUGUUAACUAUUGUCUCCAUGCUGUCUGUGCAGAAUGUUUUCUACAGACCAAAGGACAAACAGGCACUUGCUGAUCAAAAGAAAGCAAAGUUCCAUCAGACUGAAGGUGAUCAUCUCACAUUAUUAGCAGUUUACAACUCAUGGAAAAAUAACAAGUUCUCCAACCCUUGGUGUUAUGAGAACUUCAUUCAAGCUCGCUCAUUGCGCAGGGCACAGGACAUCCGAAAGCAGAUGUUGGGAAUCAUGGACAGGCAUAAACUGGAUGUAGUUUCCUGUGGGAAAGCAACUGUGCGUGUCCAGAAGGCUAUUUGCAGUGGAUUCUUCCGUAAUGCAGCUAAGAAGGACCCUCAAGAGGGAUAUAGGACACUCAUUGAUCAGCAAGUGGUUUACAUUCAUCCUUCUAGUGCACUCUUCAACAGACAGCCUGAAUGGGUUGUAUAUCAUGAAUUGGUACUUACCACCAAAGAAUAUAUGCGAGAAGUGACUACUAUAGACCCUCGAUGGCUUGUCGAGUUUGCACCAGCUUUCUUUAAAGUGUCAGAUCCAACAAAACUGAGCAAACAGAAGAAACAACAGAGACUGGAACCCCUUUAUAACCGUUAUGAAGAACCAAAUGCUUGGAGAAUCUCCAGAGCUUUCAGGCGUCGUUGAAAGAUUUUGUGUCUGCAGCAUAAGAAAAGGGAGCGAACUGUAGAUAUAUUUAUUUUUAAAAAGCACCAGUCAUUACAGCCUGGCUGUAAAUAUAUUUUCUCUUUUAAACUUUUGGGUAAAUAAUCAGUGAAGAGACUGAUUUUGUUUAACCAGUUUAAAGCACCUUUUGGACAAAGUGCUCUGGUUGAAAUAAUCUGAAGUUAAAAGUCAGUUAAAGCAAGAUGAUCUUUCAGCUUACUAUGUUCAUUUGUGACUUAUUCAUGCCACAUGGCUCUUAAAGGUAUGCGUUUGCACAUUUUGUCAUUAGCCAUCAGUUAAAGUACAAAAAGUCCUAAUGGCCAAGAUCUGGCUUGAAACUUGUUGUUGGUAUUUGGACACCUGCAAAAAUCUGUUCUUGUAUAACUGCAUACAGUUUUUUUCAGUAUUUAUUUGGUUCACUUUUUCAGUAAUGUCUACUGAUUUUAAAGUGUAAAUAUUCCAUUGUACAGUUAUCACUACCCACCCUUGUAAGAAAAGAAAUGCCUAAGAAUCAUUCACAAGUCAUGUAGGGCAGUCAUUUGACUGUAAAUAAUAAAAAGUUGGUUCCUGGUUUUCUAA